CAUGCCAGUUCUGGUUUGAUAACUGUGACGAAGCUUAGCUAUCGAUAAAAACAGAAAGUAGUUUAUCCCUCCAAAAUGCUAUCACCGAUCUCUCUCUCUUCCUCCCUCACCACCGUUUCCGGACCGCAUCACUCUUUCAUCCUUAACACCGCUACUGCCACUACCACGCCUCUCAAUCUACGACUCUGUGGUCUGAGGCACGAGCCUUUAAUAUAAUCACCACAGUGCAAAUGGAGAUUUUAUCAUUAUAUGUUUACUGCAUACCUUAUUUGUGAAUCUUUGCAGGGUCCUCAAAAGGUGAAAGUUGGCUCUUCCAACAAUGUAUUAACUGCAAAAGACAUCAUCAUUGCCACUGGUUCUGUUCCUUUUGUUCCUAAGGGAAUUGAAGUUGAUGGGAAGACUGUGAUCACUAGUGACCAUGCACUCAAAUUGGAGACAGUUCCUGAUUGGAUAGCAAUUGUUGGAAGUGGUUAUAUUGGCCUUGAAUUCAGUGAUGUAUAUACAGCACUUGGAAGUGAGGUUACUUUUGUUGAAGCUUUAGAUCAGCUUAUGCCUGGAUUUGAUCCUGAAAUUAGCAAGUUGGCUCAGAGGGUUCUCAUAAAUCCCAGGAAUAUUGACUACCAUACUGGCGUUUUUGCAUCUAAGAUCACUCCUGCAAGAGAUGGAAAACCUGUAAUGAUAGAGCUCAUUGAUGCAAAGACCAAGGAACAAAAGGACACUUUAGAGGUGGAUGCUGCAUUAAUAGCAACUGGAAGGACUCCAUUCACACAAGGUCUUGGAUUGGAGAAUAUUGAUGUUGCAACACAGCGUGGGUUUGUUCCUGUGGAUGAGCGCAUGAAAGUAAUUGAUGCAAAUGGAAACCUGGUCCCUCAUUUAUAUUGUAUUGGCGAUGCAAAUGGCAAGAUGAUGCUUGCUCAUGCUGCCAGCGCACAAGGAAUUUCAGUGGUUGAACAAGUCACUGGAGAAGAUCAUAAGCUCAAUCAUUUAAGCAUACCAGCUGCUUGUUUCACUCACCCUGAAAUCAGCAUGGUUGGAUUGACAGAGCCUCAAGCAAGGGAGAAAGGUGAAAAGGAGGGGUUUGAUGUAAGUGUUGCUAAGACAAGUUUUAAAGCUAACACAAAAGCCUUAGCAGAGAACGAAGGAGAGGGUCUUGCCAAGUUAAUAUACAGACCUGACAAUGGAGAGAUACUAGGAGUUCAUAUUUUUGGGUUGCAUGCUGCAGAUCUCAUCCACGAGGCUUCCAAUGCAAUAGCAUUAGGGACACGUAUUCAGGAUAUUAAAUUUGCCGUUCAUGCACAUCCAACUUUGUCUGAGGUGCUUGAUGAGCUAUUUAAAUCAGCAAAGAUUAAACACAAGCUUCUGACCCAAUAAGCAAACCGGUUGCAGUCUAAUCUUGUUGCUUACAUGCAAUUUGCUUUUACAAGUUUCAAGAUAUUUCACAUCUUCAGAGGUGUAAUACAUCAGUGCAUCUAGAAUCCUUAAAGAAGGGAACAGUUUGAACUUUGAAGGAGCCCUGUCAAUUAUUUUAUAAUAUGGAUUGGCACGAGUUAUUAUUUUUGCGGCAUAUUGUUAUUGUCUGUCAAAGUCGCUCAUAUUCCUUCCUAAUUGUUUCCCUCUAGUUAUGUCUAAGAUGCUUCUAGUGGAGAGGCAUUUUGUAGUGGAUUUUAGAGUGCACGAAUUUGAAUCCAAUAUGUUGAGUACAAAUAGUUGUUACAACCAAGAUGUUGGGUACAGAUUAUUUUUCAGAGUGCAUGAGUUCUUCCACUAGAUGGAGCUUGAAAUUGCUUUUUGAUGAUAUAUUUAUUCUGUUUCCACGAUGUUAUUGCCAUAUUGAGAUUGGUCUUUCCAAUAAGAUGUUAGCUUGAGCUUA
This is a messenger RNA of Cicer arietinum (chickpea), 1870 nucleotides long. Lineage: Eukaryota; Viridiplantae; Streptophyta; Magnoliopsida; Fabales; Fabaceae. The record is from RefSeq and is a predicted model, not a curated record.